This is a messenger RNA of Fonsecaea erecta, 2094 nucleotides long. RefSeq lists its product as hypothetical. Bases 1 to 2094 code for a protein of 697 amino acids. The transcript is spliced from 2 exons. The record is from RefSeq and is a predicted model, not a curated record. Lineage: Eukaryota; Fungi; Ascomycota; Eurotiomycetes; Chaetothyriales; Herpotrichiellaceae.
AUGGCUCCACACAACACAGUCCAGGAUUCGGUGCAGAAUGCUUCGAUAUCCGACCCGGAACAGUUCUGGGACAAGCAUGCAAAGGAUCUAUACUGGCAUAAACCAUACAGUGCGGUCCUGCGCAAACAGCCCAAGAAACUGAAGGACGGAACCACACACCCACACUGGUCAUGGUUCCCCGACGGCGAGAUCAGCACCACCUACAAUUGCAUAGACCGCCAUGUCAAGGCCGGCAAUGGAGACAAGAUUGCCAUGAUCUGGGACAGUCCCGUGAGUGGGUCGAAAGAGAAGUAUACCUACAGUCAGAUGCUGGACGAGGUGGAGGUUCUGGCCGGUGUCCUCAGAGAAGACGGUGUCAAGAAGGGAGAUGUGGUGCUGGUCUACAUGCCGAUGAUACCCGCCGCCAUCUUUGGCAUGCUCGCCGCCGUCCGCCUGGGUGCCAUGCAUGCAGUAGUCUUUGGAGGAUUUGCCGCUGCGAGUCUGGCUCAGAGGAUAGAGGCGGCGAAGCCCAAGGUCAUUUUGACGGCCAGCUGUGCCAUUGAGGGCGCCAAGGGCCCUCUAGCGUACAGGCCGUUUGUCGAGGAGGCGAUUCAGCAAAGCAGCUGGAAGCCCAGCAAGACCAUCAUCUGGCAGCGUGAAAUCAGGAGAUGGGAUCCUGUGAAGAAGGAUGCAGGGCAGAGGAACUGGCAGCGUCUCGUCAAGAGUGCCCGGAACAGAGGUGUCCGAGCGGAGGCCGUCCCGGUUAAGAGUACCGACGGUCUGUACAUUAUCUAUACCAGCGGCACGACCGGUCUGCCCAAGGGCGUUCUCCGCGAAGCUGGCGGUCAUGCGGUCGGCCUCAAUUUCAGCAUCAAGUAUCUCUUCGACGUCAAGGGACCCGGCGACAUCAUCUUCACCGGAAGCGAUAUCGGGUGGGUGGUCGGACACUCAUACAUCGUCUAUGCACCGCUCCUGGCCGGGGCGACCACCGUCCUCUACGAAGGCAAACCGAUCGGGACACCUGACGCGGGGGCAUUUUGGCGGAUGGUUGACGAACACAAGGUGACGACACUAUUCACGGCGCCUACCGCACUCAGGGCCAUUCGGAAAGAAGACCCCGAAGACAAAUUAUUUAAAGAAUACGGCGAGAAGGGCCGCCUCAGACAUUGGCGUGCCCUGUUCCUUGCAGGAGAGAGGUCGGAACCUUCCAUCAUUACACAUUACCAAGAGCUGCUGAGCAAAUACGCCGCUCCGGAUGCGAGGGUCAUUGACCAUUGGUGGUCCAGUGAGAGUGGGAGUCCCAUGACCGGCUUGGCCUUGCGUCCGGCCAUUGGGCAUGACCCCAACAGCCGCGAAGAGCACAAGGCAUUGGCGAUCAAACCUGGCAGUGCUGGGAAGCCGAUGCCCGGAUUCGACGUGCGCAUUGUGGACGACGAGGGAAAUGAAGUCGAGCAAGGCAAGAUGGGAAAUAUUGUACUCGCCAUGCCCUUGGCUCCCACCGGAUUUACUACCCUCUUCAACGAUGAUGACAGAUUUUAUAAAGGCUACUUGAGACGAUUCAACGGGAAAUGGUUGGAUACCGGGGACGCUGGCAUGAUUGAUCAGGAUGGAUAUUUGCACGUCAUGUCGAGAAGCGACGAUAUCAUCAAUGUGGCUGCACAUCGGUUCAGCACUGGCGCUAUCGAACAGGCCAUUACAUCCCACCCCUCCGUCGCCGAAGCCUGCGUGGUCGGUGUUCCCGACCCCAUGAAAGGACAUUUGCCGUUUGCCUUUGUCAUCCCUUCUUCCGCCACGCCCUCCGACCUGCCCGCUACACCCUCGAAAGAAUUCUUCACCGGCAUCAACAAUCUGGUACGAAAUCAGAUUGGUGCCAUCGCCUCGCUGGGUGGCAUCAUCCAAGGUAAAGGCAUGAUUCCCAAGACCAGGAGCGGAAAGACCCUGCGGCGAGUAUUGAGAGAGUUGGUGGAGAACGCCGCCGAGGGACAAUAUGAUAAGGAGGUCAAUGUUCCUGCGACGGUGGAGGACAAGGAGGUCGUCGAAGUGGCAAGGCAGAAGGUCAAAGAGUGGUUUGAGGAGAGGAAGAAACAGCAGGAGACAACCAAAGCCAAAUUAUAG